CGGGAAAGAAACGAGCUGGCACAAACCUUCCAAGUGGCAAUCCCGAGCGUGGUUAUUCCUGAGAUGAGGAAGAGCGGGGAAGCGGAGUAACCCGAUACUAGAAGAGGAUCGAGGCGGCGCGGCGAGUGGGAGGGAAGGAGCGCCCAAGGGAAAGGUUGCAGGAGGCGGCGAGGAACAGGCUCCCGGACACUUGGGCGCAACAGAAGGAGGCUUGGGCGCCUGCUAGGAGGAGGGCGCAAAGAGAGCCUCAUCUGGAGAGGGCACAGUAGAGCAGAGGGAGGCGGGCUGGGAUCCCACGAUAUGGCUGGAUCUUGACGCCGUCGCCUCUCGCUCGCUUCCUCCCCCACGUGGCCGCUCCAUCUUGCCCUGACUACGCAAAGCCGGCGCGGAGGGGGACGAAGAAAAGCGUCCUCCGAUGCGCUUGGGCGGCCUGUGCGCCGUCGCUGCAGUGGUCGUUGCCGCCGCCGCGGCGAAGGCGCUUUUGCGGGGGUGGAAGAAGCCCAUAGAGCAGCUGCCGAGACUGCGGGGAGUCCCGACGGAGUGGCUCAAGGCUUUCCUUUGCAAAGAGACUGGGUCUGUGGUUACAGCCUGUUCCCUCCCUUUCUUUGCACUCUUCUCUUCAGAUGGCUCUGGAAGAAGCUGCAAGCUGGGAAGAGCCACUUCUGAGCUCUUCUCUCUUCCUCCUUUGUCCAAGAAAGCAGAUCCAGGGGAGAUAAAUGGAAAGGAAAGAAGAUCAGCUUGCACACAUGACAAAAAUGUGGUGGUGGACUAACAGUGUCCUGUGGACGACACGGUGAUGGUGACCGCUGGAGGCGCUGCUGAAGCCACAAGAGCCAUGAAGAACCACAACUCUUCCGGGAAGAAGCCGGCAGCACCAGCCAGCCCUUCCCGAUGGCACCGGCCCAGGUUUCGGCGCAAGGCACCCUCCGAGGUGGCUGUGAAGGGGCAGCUCAGGAUGCGCUCAACCUCAGGGGCCUUUGUGAUGGUGGGCGUCUCAGUGGUGCUGGUGGGCAUGACCAUUGCCGUCAUUGGGUACUGGCCUCACCGUACCCGGUCUGGAGGAGGCAGCAGGCUGAGUAAUGCCAGCGCCACUGACGAGAUCAAGAAGGAAGCAAAGGCCUUUGCCCACCCUCGCCCCUUCCCCCACAACGAGAAGCUGAAGCUCAUUGGGCCAGUCAUCAUGGGCAUUGGCUUGUUCAUCUUCAUCUGUGCCAACACCAUGCUGUAUGAGAACAGGGAUAUGGAGACCCGCUUGCUGAUGCAGAGAGAGCUGUACUCCAUGAGCCUGAGACCUCCGCAGGACACCAGCCAAGCAGGCAGUUACUUUCAGAGGAGGCCUACCCCGUCUGCCCUUCAGGCGAACGCAGAAUGCGUGGAAGGCUGCUACAAGGUGGACCUCUCUUCCAGCGGCUUCCAGUCUUGCUCCAGCCCGGUUACCAAAUGGGCCAACACAAACGGCUCAAACAGGCUACAGGCCACCACCCAGUUCUUCCAUCACAAGAGUGUCUCGCCCUCCCUUUCCCUCCUGAGUAUUCACUCAGAUUCUGGCAACUCUGCGCCAGAUAACCGUGGUCUCUCCUUGGCACGUGGGGCCGAGUCAGUCAUCUCCUUGGCCGUCAAUGCCUUGUCGUUGCCUCUCAUUAAACUCAACAACUGUCUUCUCGAAAGCCAGGGCCUUUCUCGAGUGGCUGCCCGGACCUCGCAAGACAAUUGUGUUUGGUUGCCAGAGGAGCAGGACGAGGUCCUGAGGCUCUCGUGGAGUCUCCUGCCUGGGUGCAACAGCACAGCUCCCCAGAGAGAUGACCUCAAAGGCAACCACGUGGUUAUCAAUAUGGAUAGUGGGCCUCCCUCAGCCGACUCAGCUGAACAACUUCUGCAUCCUGAAUGCACAAAGAGAGAAUUCAGUUCAGACACUCAGAUCCCUAAUUCAGGUCACUCCAAGUCUCUGGAUCUUGGCCAGCCAGAGAUGGUGUUAGUGGCACCAGUCAAAGACAGGAAACACAGGAGCUGGCCUAGACUUGACCACAUUGGCCUAGUCAACUAUGCAAAACUGGAAAGCCGGGGUGAAUCUUCUGAUAGGCUUUUGGAGCCAACGAGAGAGCCUAUCAGGGACGAAAGCAGGCAGCCUUCCCAGGAGGUUGUCACGGAAACUGGUUGCAGAGUCUGACUCUGCAUCAGGGCCACGUAUGCUGUUGCAAUUUGCCAUGUCACAUUCAGUGAUGCCAAGAGUGGACGUAUUAUUGAAAUGAACCUUGCAACGGUGGCUGCAGAGCCUGAGCCCAAGAUUCAGCUGCCAAAGGAGAGACACCUUGGAUGCUGCUCAAAGGAUUGAUUUCCUUCUCAAGGGCCUGUUUGUUUCUUGCCUUAUAAGAUUCCCCUGUCAACCUUUUCCACUCUGUUUGCGUGUGAAAGUCUUUGCUUAGAAAUAGAAACAGACUUCAAAUUCCAAUGGGUCAAGGGGGCUGAUACUCUCCAUCACAUGCCCCCAUCAAAACUCCCUUAAAAACAUAUUUGGUAAGACCAUGGGGAAUAAUCGGAUGAUUGCUGAGGUUUAGUGCCUCCUAAAAUAGCACAGGUCUGCUUUUCAAAGUCGUGAGAUUAUACAUUUUAUACGUGCAUGCUCAUUUCAGAGCUUUUGGGGGCUAAAUGUCGGUCCUUGCCUGUGGUCUUUUUUUCCCCAGGUAGAAGAGCAAGAUUUUUUAAAAAACAAGAGAGUCUUAACAUUUUAUUGCCAAUCUCAUGAUUUGGGCUCUUAGAAAGCAAAACAUUUCUAAAUAAAAAUCAUGCAAGUUUAUUGAUGACUCAUGUUAACUAUUGAUGACUCACCUUAAUGCCAUAAACUUUUAGAGAAUCACUGGGUAUGUACAAGCCAAACAGGGUUAUUAAAAAAAUGUUGCCUCAC
Molecule: messenger RNA, 2902 nt
Organism: Rhineura floridana
Lineage: Eukaryota; Metazoa; Chordata; Lepidosauria; Squamata; Rhineuridae
Gene: TMEM200B
Product: transmembrane protein 200B
Exons: 3
Coding region: 797-2167 (456 amino acids)
Source: RefSeq, a predicted model, not a curated record